This is a messenger RNA of Acaulospora morrowiae, 148 nucleotides long. Lineage: Eukaryota; Fungi; Glomeromycota; Glomeromycetes; Diversisporales; Acaulosporaceae. The record is from the annotation of a GenBank genome assembly.
AUGAGUGCUGAAGAUCAAAAGACCGGAAAGCUCAGUAAAGAAACCGCCGCGUACAAAUUCUGGAAGGAAUUUCAAGAAGAACGAUUAUCCAUUCAAAAUUCAUUGAAUGAAUUACCGGGAAAGCCGAGGUCAACUAUUCCAUCGUUAU